GAGGCAGAGCCAGACCAUCCUCCUGUCCAACCCGAGCAGCGAGGCCUGGACCCUGCAGCCCAUCAUUGAGGGGAAAUACUGGAAAGGGCCUGAAUUUAUCCAUCUGGAGGCCAGGCAAAAAGAAAAGGUCUACCAGGUCACCUACAGACCCCUAACCAUGAGCUCUGAGAACAAGAAGCACCAGGGCUCCAUCUUCUUCCCCCUGCCGGACGGGACAGGCUUACGCUACCACCUGGAAGGAACUGCUGAAGCCCCCAGGUGUUCAGGGGCCAUUUCCCGGCAGGUUCCAUGCAGGAAGUGCCACACGGAGCUCAUCCCUGUGUCCAACUGGCUGCACAGACCACAGAGGUUCCUGGUGGUUAUUGACAUGCUCAAACCAGAGAACCUGGAAAGCAGUUCUGUGCUGCAGGGGUGUUCCUACAUGGACGUGCCAAGCUCUGCGAAGAAGGACUACCAGCUGACCUUCCUCUCCUACAAAGAAGGAGUCUUCAGGGCAAAGGUGACCUUCCUCAAUGAGACAACCGGAGAGUACUUGUUCCACAUGGUGACUUUCAAGGCGGUGGCUUCAGGACCCAUGGGCACUGUUCAAAUGAGCACCGCUGUUCGGCAGAGAGUGUCCUCCAGCGUCAAGGUGGACAACCCUCUGCCUGUCCCGGUGACGUUUGACAUCAACUGCAAAGUGCCCGACGUCAGCAUUCCCCAGCACUUUACUGUCCCUGCACAGUCGAAGGCGGAUCUUGUCUUGGAGUAUCAGCCCCUGCAAACGGGUGAGAGCAGCGGGCAGCUGGUGCUCCAGAGCAGCGACUUGGGCUCUCUGUUUUACACCCUGCAGCUGAAAGCCACCUGGAGCAGGCCAGAGAAGCCCGUGUAUUUCCGCACCAGGCUGGGCUCCCGUCAGACCAUCACCACCAAAAUACGGCAUUUUGCCCAGCAGAAGACCGAGUACCUCGUACAGACCGACUGUGCCGACUUCCAGACGGCAAAAUCCAUCAGUGCGGCACCCGCCAGUGCUGGGGGCUCGGACCUGAGCGUGGAAGUGACCUUUGAGCCCUGCCACCUGGGCGAAGCCAAGGCCACGCUGCAGCUCAGCUCUGCAUUGGGCGGGCAGUACUGCAUCCCACUCAUCGGCCUUGCGCUGCCCCCUGAAGCCCAGGGCCCCUUCCUCAUCCCAGCCGGCGGCACCACCUCCAUCUCCUUCAGGAACGUCUUCCGGAAGGCCACGGCGUUCCAAUACGCAGUGAAGCACCCGGGCUUCACCGUCAGGGCCCCCGAGGUGCUGCGCGCCAAGAGCAGCACCACCAUCACCGUCUCCUUCGCGGGCGGCCCGGCUCCUGUCACCAGCAGGCUGGUGGUCUCCUGCCCUGGGGGCUCCUGGAUCUACCACCUCCGGGGCCUGCCCUCCCCCCGCAAGUGAGCAGCUGCCCCCGGCCCUUCCUGCCACGUUCGUGCUCUCUGGAGCAAAUAAAUGUCAUUUAACAUCCUCCCACACGACGUCCUUGUCUCUGAAUGGGAGAGACGUGAAUUUGCUGGAUGGACACCCGGUGGACAAGGAAUUGGCUGGAUGACUGCACGCAGAGAGCUGCGGUCAGUGGCUCUAUGUCCAACUGGAGACCAGUGAGGAAUGGUGUCUCUCAGGGGUCGGUGUUG
Molecule: messenger RNA, 1647 nt
Organism: Melopsittacus undulatus (budgerigar)
Lineage: Eukaryota; Metazoa; Chordata; Aves; Psittaciformes; Psittaculidae
Product: hydrocephalus-inducing protein-like
Exons: 6
Coding region: 158-1414 (418 amino acids)
Biological process (GO): axonemal central apparatus assembly; cilium movement
Cellular component (GO): axoneme
Source: RefSeq, a predicted model, not a curated record